GACACAGUUCCCAAGAUGUCCCACGCAAAGGGUAAGGAUACUGGCUCUGCCCACAUCCAGUCGCAGCAGCUCCAUGCUGCCAUGGCUGACACCCUCCUGGAGCACAUGUGUCUGCUGGACAUUGACUCUCAUCCCACCGUGUCCCGCAACACCGGCAUCAUCUGUACCAUCGGACCAGCCUCCCGCUCAGUGGAGACGCUGAAGGAGAUGAUCAAGGCUGGGAUGAACAUCGCUCGUAUGAACUUCUCUCAUGGAACUCACGAGUACCAUGCUGAAACCAUCAAGAACGUUCGUGAUGCCACAGCGAGUUUUGGACCUGGAAGUGUUGACUACAGACCUGUGGCUAUUGCUCUGGACACUAAGGGCCCAGAGAUCAGGACUGGACUCAUCAAGGGCAGUGGCACUGCAGAGGUGAGCCUCAAGAAGGGUGAAAAAAUCAAGCUGACCUUGGAUGACGCUUUCAUGGACAACUGUGAUGAACACAACCUGUGGCUCGACUACAAGAACAUCAUCAAGGUUGUGCAGAAGGACAGCAAGGUUUACAUUGAUGAUGGCCUCAUCUCUCUUAAGGUUUUGGAAGUCGGUAGCAACUUCCUGAACUGUGAGAUUGAGAAUGGAGGCAUGCUGGGUAGCAAGAAGGGUGUGAACCUGCCUGGUGCUGCUGUCGAUCUUCCUGCUGUGAGUGAGAAGGACAUCCAGGACCUGCAGUUUGGCGUAGAGCAGGGAGUCGACAUGGUCUUCGCCUCCUUCAUCCGCAAGGCUGCUGACGUGCACGCAGUCCGCAAAGUUCUGGGAGAGAAGGGCAAGGACAUCAAGAUCAUCAGCAAGCUGGAGAACCACGAGGGCUGUCGCAGGUUCGAUGAAAUUCUGGAGGCUAGUGAUGGUAUCAUGGUUGCCCGUGGAGACCUGGGCAUUGAGAUCCCCACAGAGAAGGUGUUCCUGGCCCAGAAGAUGAUGACUGGUCGCUGUAUGAGGAUUGGCAAACCCAUCACCUGCGCCACACAGAUGCUGGAGAGCAUGGUGAAGAAGCCCCGCCCAACCCGUGCUGAGAGCAGUGAUGUAGCCAAUGCUGUGCUGGAUGGUGUAGACUGCAUCAUGCUGAGUGGAGAGACAGCUAAGGGAGAUUACCCCGUGGAGGCUACGCGUACACACCAUAUGAUUGCCCGUGAGGCUGAGGCGGCCAUGUUCCACAGGCAGAUGUUUGAGGAACUGCGACGUACCACCCACCUGACCCGUGACCCCUGUGAGUCCGUUGCCAUCGGUGCUGUGGAGGCCUCCUUCAAAUGCUGCGCCAGUGCCAUCAUCGUACUUACCAAGACUGGCAGGUCCGCCCACCUGUUGUCCAGAUACAGGCCCCGUGCUCCCAUCCUGGCUGUGACACGUAAUGAGCAGGCUGCUCGCCAGUCUCACCUGUACCGUGGUAUCUACCCUAUCCUUUACAACAAGCCUGCCAACGAUGUCUGGGCAGAGGACGUUGACCAACGCGUCAGCUUCGCCAUGGAGAUGGGCAAGCACCACAAGUUCUUCAAGUCUGGUGAUGUGGUGAUUGUUGUCACCGGGUGGCGCCCUGGCUCUGGCUACACCAACACCAUGCGUGUUGUUCUGGUGCCUUGA
Molecule: messenger RNA, 1614 nt
Organism: Chanos chanos (milkfish)
Lineage: Eukaryota; Metazoa; Chordata; Actinopteri; Gonorynchiformes; Chanidae
Gene: pkmb
Product: pyruvate kinase M1/2b
Exons: 10
Coding region: 16-1614 (532 amino acids)
Biological process (GO): glycolytic process
Molecular function (GO): potassium ion binding; magnesium ion binding; pyruvate kinase activity
Source: RefSeq, a predicted model, not a curated record